AUGGCUGCGUCCACCGUCAAUCGAUGGACGCUGAUGCUGCGGGCUGCGGACAUGGAUGGAUUUUACGAUGCUGCCGACCAACUGCGAAGCAAGCUGCUCCAGCACGCGCUCAUCAAGGAUCGCUCCUACCACCUCAAAGUCCGGACCCUACCGCUUGCUUGUGCCACAGCCCAUCUGGCUGUGAUGAAGUACCCCCAGUGUUUCAAGGGCAACGAACUCGUUGAUUACCUCGUGUACAGCGAGGAAUGCUCCACCCGCGCCGAGGCCACUAUGCUCGGCUCGUCCUUCAUCAUGUUUGGCGUGAUGCACCACGUGGUUGAUGAUCACCUUUUCAAGGACGAAGGCCUAUUCUAUCGCUUUCGCCGGGACGACGACACAUUUCUAGCCGAUAAACGCUCUUAUCGGAUCUUAAUUCACAAAGCCAUGCACAUUCAUGCCAGCCUACACGCGAGUGGCAUCAUGAUCAAGGAUCGGGAUUACGGCGCCCGCACCUUUCGACGUUGCUUCAUUGGCCGUGAACUCGUGCCUUGGCUCAUUGUGCAGGAGCUGUGCCGGGACAAAGAGGAUGCUCUGGCACUCGGCAGCCUCUUGCUGCAGCAAGGCUUUAUACGACACGUGACUGACGAUCAUGACUUUAAAGAAGACUAUCUCUUCUAUCGCUUCUGCGUGGAUGAUCUGCAGGCACCAGAUGCACUGGCCGGAGACGAAGCGGGCUUACGCGAGGUGCACAUGAAUAUCGAAGGUGUACGAAUCGACGAAAACUUUGUGCUGCAUGGAGGCGUGGAAGAGCAAGUCCCAGAACCUCCACCCCGAAGUCUUGACUUUGAACAAGUCCUACGCAAUGCCUACUCGAUGCAGAUGCGAGCCAUCAAGAGCUUGCCGUGGUUUCACGACGUGUGUUCUCGCGAGGAGGCCGAACGUCGCCUCCAAUCCUUUUCCUGUGAAGAUGGCGCUUGGCUCAUACGCUUAAGCGGCGAGGUAUGUUCAUGA
Molecule: messenger RNA, 990 nt
Organism: Monosiga brevicollis MX1
Lineage: Eukaryota; Choanoflagellata; Craspedida; Salpingoecidae
Exons: 6
Coding region: 1-990 (329 amino acids)
Biological process (GO): intracellular signal transduction
Source: RefSeq, a predicted model, not a curated record